CUGUGAUGAUGACAGGUUCUUCCAGAGGGUGUGUGAAUCCGUCCCUGUGAGGUCCAGAGAGGAGGACCAGCAGUUGGCCUCUCUCCUCCAGGCCUUGGGCUCCACCCUGUCACUGGGAGGAGAGUUACCCAGGAAAACCUGCAGGUCUGUGGGGAGAGUCCUGGGUCUCUGUGCCUCCAGAGUGGACCUCACUCUUACCCCCCAGCAAGAUCUCUCUCCAAGGAGCCUUACUUAUUGUGAGACAUGAGUCAAAGCUACACAAGCUCAGGCUGAAUGUGGGCAUGGCAGUGAAACUGUCCAGACUGGUUAGGAGGACAGGGAGAGGUGCUACUCCACUGACUGUCCCAGAGCUCUCCCUGGUCCAAAAGAGCAACCAGCCACCAGAGAGAGUGUUAUCCAGGGCUCUGAGUAGUGUGGCAUCCCUGCUGAGACUCUGGAGGGUUCAGUGUCUGGACCUGACUGACUUCUGGAUCCAGGGUCACUCUCUCAUCACACUGCUGUGUCACCAGGGACCUCUCUCUCUCAGACUGAACUCAGACACUCUGCAGCAGCUGACUGUAGUUGUGUAUGAAGCUCAGGACAAGGACUUGACUCAGUGGUUCCUGGAGAAGGUUGGUGGAGACCUGACCUCCUGCAGGCUGGACCUGGAAGUGCUUCUCUCUCUGCUGCAGCAUUCAACCCACAACAUCACUGUGGACCUCAGGAAGAACAGGCUCCUAGAGAAGAACAUCUCAGAUCUUCUCCCCUUUCUGGGAAGGGUUAUAUUCAAGAGGUCCAGUUCCAGCUUUGUAAAGUCCACCAUCAGACAGAUCUAUGACAGCAGAGCCAGUGACUGUGUGUCCAGUUUGUUGAGGUCUUCAGACCAUUGGAUCAACCUGAACAGCAGAGAGCUGGACAGAGUGGAUUGUACUGCUCUGGGUUUUACCCUGCAACACUGCCACCAAGUCAAAGUCAACCUGCUGUGGACCUCCAUACCACCGGGGGAGAUAGAGAGCAUCCUGCCUCUUCUGGACAGAGUCUCCCAACUCAGUGUUGACAGGAGGUUACUGCUGAGUUUCCUCCAGUGCUGUGCUGCCUCUCCGAUCCAGCAGGGGGCACCACCACCACCACCACCAACAGCAGUAUGGCUGCUCAGGUCUCUGCACUACAGGCUGGACUUCUCCUGCUCCUCCUCUGUGGACCUGUCAGCUCAGGACCAGGAGGAGGCUCUGUGUCUGACCACUGACCACUGCAGGGCCAUCACCUCUGUUCUGAAGCAGAACCAACACAGCACCCAGCUGGUCCAGAACCAGGUGCAGAUCAUCCUAAGAGACUGUGAGGUGGAGGACAGAGCACUGAGGGAGCUGCUUCCCAUCCUGCAUAUUGUCAAGCUGAGCCCCAGCAAAGCUCUGCUACGUCAGCUGCUGGACCUUGUGUGUGAGGGGAUUGAAGAGGGGGUGCUGAGGCACGCAGAGUCCCUGUGCAGAGCCCUGGAUGGAGAGCUGGACCUCAGUGAGACCAGGCUGGACCAGAAGGCCUGUGGAUAUCUGGCCCUGGUUCUGGAACACUCAGAGGGGCUGUCAGAACUGGACCUCAGCCACUGUCAACUCACAGACCACCACCUACAGGCCCUGAUCACACACCUGCACAAAGUACAAGACCUGGACCUGAGUCACAAUGACAUCACUGAUGCUCUGACUGACAAAAUACUCCAACUGGUCUCCACCAACACUUCAAUACACACCGUACGACUCUUCAACAACAGAAUCCAGGACAGAAGACCCUUCCUGACAGACAAGAGGUUUGAGAUCUGGUGAAGAUAAUGUUGUAUAAUGACAGUAUAAUGUGGUCAAUGUAGAAGGCUGGUUUGAGAUCUGGUGAAGAUAAUGUUGUAUAAUGACAGUAUAAUGUGGUCAAUGUAGAAGGCUGGUUUGAGAUCUGGUGAAGAUAAUGUUGUAUAAUGACAGUAUAAUGUGGUCAAUGUAUAUAGAAGGCUGGUUCAAAAUCACACUGAUUGAUCUGAGUCCAGAAAAAUAGUCUUAGGGACAGGAAUGUAUCAUCUGGUGGACAGACGUCUUACAUGUGUUGUCACUCAGGUCCUUAAAAACACAGGAACAUGUGUAUUAUAUCUGUAGGAUAGGAAUAUGUAGUUUUAUUUACCACUAACAGUUGAUACGUCUGUACUGUCAUUAAGAUCCUUAAAAACACAGGAACAUGUGUAGUAUAACUGUAGGAUAGGAAUAUGUAGUUUUAUUUACCACUAACAGUUGAUACGUCUGUACUGUCAUUAAGAUCCUUAAAAACACGGGAACAUGUGUAGUAUAACAGUUUUUUUAUGUAUUGAACUACCUUUACUUUGUUGAAGCACCUUCAAUGUUGAGUCUCAUAGCAAA
Molecule: messenger RNA, 2372 nt
Organism: Coregonus clupeaformis (lake whitefish)
Lineage: Eukaryota; Metazoa; Chordata; Actinopteri; Salmoniformes; Salmonidae
Molecular function (GO): protein binding
Source: RefSeq, a predicted model, not a curated record